Molecule: messenger RNA, 3955 nt
Organism: Oncorhynchus gorbuscha (pink salmon)
Lineage: Eukaryota; Metazoa; Chordata; Actinopteri; Salmoniformes; Salmonidae
Product: zinc finger protein 64-like
Exons: 6
Coding region: 211-2394 (727 amino acids)
Biological process (GO): regulation of DNA-templated transcription
Molecular function (GO): RNA polymerase II cis-regulatory region sequence-specific DNA binding; DNA-binding transcription factor activity, RNA polymerase II-specific
Source: RefSeq, a predicted model, not a curated record
GGCGCCUGUCGUAAAAUGGUUGCAACAAUGUUGGCAGUAGAGAGUUCAGAGCUAAAAGUCAGUAAAUAAGAAAGUUUUGUUAUUUCAAAGGCGCUUGUUGUAUUGUAUACUUAUGUUGAAUGGAUUCGAUUCGAGGCGCCUGUCCCAAGUCGGUUGCCUACGUUAGGGGAGCCCUAAACUGAAUUGAUAUCCAGCUAUAUUAGCGUUAAAAUGGCAUCAUUCAACGGAGGGGGAGGGAACCAUGUACUUGUGGAGGUGAGCCCAGAUAUCCACAUCUGUGGCUUCUGUAAGCAGCAGUACAAUAACUUUGAGGUCUUUCUGGCCCACAAGCAAAAUGGCUGCCAUAUACCCUCCUCUAACAUAUCAGCAUCUAACUCCGCACCCACUCUUACAGAUUCCAGCACAGAGUUUUUUGAGGAAGCCUACCAGACGUGUGUUAUGAGAGGUGUCAAAAAGAUCCUGACCAAAGCCCCCAAAACACCUUCCAAAAAAAUAAAACCUGCCCUGACUUCAAAGAGACGCAGCUGCUGUUUCUCAGGUUGCUCUUUCAAGACACAGUACGGUCAAAAAGACAUGGAGCGGCAUCUCAAAACGCAUACUGGUGAGAAGCCGUUUGAAUGUGAGCUGUGCCAAAAGCGGUUCAGCCGGAGGGACAAGCUGAACAUGCACCUCCGAUCCCACACGGGAGAGAAGCCUCACAAGUGCAAGUACUGUCUCUACGCUGCGGCCGACAGCAGCAGUCUGAAGAAACACCUCCGUAUCCACUAUGACGAGAGGCCCUUCAAGUGCCAAAUCUGCCCUUACGCCAGCCGCAACUCCAGCCAGCUCACCGUGCACCUCCGCUCACACACUGGGGAUGCACCUUUCCAGUGCACUCAGUGUGAAGCAAAGUUCAAGAUCAACUCUGACCUGAAGAGGCACAUCCGCAUCCACUCGGGUGAGAAGCCUUAUAAGUGUGACUUCUGUGAGUACCGCUGUGCCAUGAAGGGCAACCUGAAAUCUCACGUCCAGAUAAAACAUGGCACGUCCAACUCUUUUCCCUGCCCUGACUGUGACUUCCAGUGCACCAACAAGACAGCCCUGCGGCAGCACUCGCGAGAGCACCAGCCCACUCAACCCAUCCAGUGCUCCAAGUGCAUCUACUCCUGCUCCAGCAAGGGGGCGCUCAAGGUCCAUGAGCGGAUCCACUCUGAAGAGCGACCCUUCAAAUGUGACUUCUGCAGUUUCGCCACCAAGCAGCGCAGCAACCUGGUCAUCCACAAGAAGAAGUGUCAUGCGGACAAACCUGAGAAGGGGGCAAGUGUUGGUGGGAAAGGAGGCAAAGCCAGUGUCGGUAAUGGAGAGGAUCCUGCCAAGCCUGUGAGCUCCCGGUACCGGGCCAAGCUGGAUGCAACGCGGGCCUUCCGCUGUGACCUGUGCGAGGCAUCAUUUGUGAGGGAGGACUCUCUGCGCAGCCACAGGAAGCAGCACCGGGAAUCAGGCUCUGAACAGACUCUUUCCUUGACGCUCCAGCCCAUUACCUCCCAGCCCAGUAGUGUGACUGUGUGCCCUUUACCCAGGCAGGACACCACCCAGCUCCCCCUCCACCAUGUCCCCCUAGCUCCCCUGGCCCCCUACAGCAGUUCCCAGCUUAAGAUCAUAGUAUCCCACCCGUUGGGUCAGGAGGGCUCCUUCCAUCCCCUGCAGGCUGGGGUGGGUGUGGACAUUGGGCAGCACCAGCAUCACACCAAGGGUUCCUCUGCCAUCCUCUUGAGCCCAGAGAGUCAGGACAUGGUGGUCAACUCCAUGAUCCAGCAGGUCAACCUGAGCCUCACGCCCAUGCAGCAUAUAGGAGGUCCAACAGACGGCGCUGGUCUGGAGCCUGGGACGGUCCUGCUGACACACCUCUCCUCAGAGGAUAGCAGUAACCCUCUGCACCAGGCCCUACUGCAGACAGCCAUUACCUCCCAGGUCUCUUCAGCAGCCCACAGCACACAGGCCUUCAUCACCACCUGCUCAGACCUGGAGGGCUUUAACGCUCUUAUCCAGGAGGGGGGCACCGAGGUUACUGUGGUGACGGAGGGAGGGAACCACGGUAACCUAGUCGCCACGGCCACCUCCAUGUUCCCGCCCUCGGACAUGAUGUGUAGCGAAGGUGGCCCUUCGGAAGACUUGGCCAAGCAGGCACAUGUAACAGUGUUGCACGGGGUUGGGGACAAUAGCAUUAUCACCUGUGAGGAGGACAGUAGUCUCAUUGUCCCUAGCAUCAGUUUAGGCAGCCAGGGAGUGGUCAUCCACAGCUUGCCACUGGUGGUGACUGCCCAGAACCAGCCUGUUCUAGAACAACUCUCAGUCUCUACACAGAACCUCUAUUCAGUGUCGGACACACACAACAUGGACGGCCUCCAAGACUGACUAGAUCACCAUUACUGAAGGUCAACAGGUCAAAUAGAUAUUUAUAACAAAUGGUGAGAGGGCAGCUAAUGUUCCGUUACAGAGUGAUGACUCUUGACUUAUGUCAUGCUUAGAUUAAUUUAUUUGUUAAUCAUAAAUUCCGGCUUGAAUGAAGUAUGUUUGGUACAACCUAGUCAAUAUCGGAUUAUUUUAAUCUUUGACGUGUUCCCCAAUCAUGAACUUUCCAAUUCCGAUGAACACAAAGGCGAUGCAUUGCUUAAAGUGUCAUGAAACUGGGCAUUUCAGAAAAACAAAUUAAAACAAUAUCUGCUUGUGUUUCUGUGCUACUGUCGUAUUUUGAAAUACUUGAAAUGUAUUGUACUUGGUGUUUGUUUCUGCUUUACUAACCUGUCAUUGACCAUGAAAGAGUAUAAAUACAUUAAAGUUAAAAAUUGAUAACUUAUAUCAAAAAACCUAGACAGAAAAUACAUUCUAUGCUUUCCAGUUACCUAUUAUUUAUGUCAAUAGAUGUUCCUAGUGUCCACAAGCUAUUUGCUUAACGUUCUUUGUAUUUAUACGGAAUUGCAGCCUUUCAUGGCUUUAGCAAAGAGUCAUGGGAAACAAUGUACAUUUCAAUUUGGUAUUGGUACAAUGCUGUGUCAAUUCACCUGAUAAAGAAUGAUCUAUGUGCCUCAAUUUCCGAAUGAGGUCUUCCUCCUGUAUGUUAUAUUGCAGGUUUGAUUCAUCAUUGAAAAUAUGUCAAGGUACUUAUGUUUUCAAAGCACAAACUACUAACUACAAUAGUCAAUAGACAUUUGAUUGAAUGCCUCUUCUGCUUGUUGUUUGCUAUUAUCCUCUUGGAGCCAGUUUGACAUUCAGCCUUCAAGUCCUUAGUGUUCGCAGGGAAGUGAAGGCUGCGCUGGAAAAGGGCUGCGUCCCAUUACUGCUCCGUAUUUCCCACGUAGUGCACUACUUUUGACCAGGAACCAUAGGGCUCAGGUCAAAAGUACUGCACCCUAUAGGGGACAGGGUGCCAUUUGGGACGUUACCAAGGAGUCUCUCUGGCACAGUUGACCAUUGAUUUUUCUUUCAGCACUAAUGGCUUUAGAAACUCAACUGUGACCCCUCUGCUUUCUCUGGCUGUGGAUGGGCACAAUCUGAGCAAAUCAUUCGCUGGCUGAUGCUCCGACUGCUCUUCCAACGAGGAUGGGGAGAUCUCAAGAGUCAUGGAAUAUGUGGAAUGUCACUUUGUGAUUCUGUAGAAUGGAAAUAAUUGUACCUUUUUGAAGGAUCUAGAGAUCGAUAGAGGGUGCAUGUAGUAUCUGUGAAGUCCCAGUCUUUGUAGAACGUACUGUGGUUAUUUAUUGAGAUCUAUAUGAUUUCUCAUGUAAACAUACAUGUUUUUACAGUUGUAUGUAUGCUUAUUUUAACCAUUCUAUAUUCAGACAUCUCGCCAUUUCAGUGAAGCCUGGGUGUCCGAGGCUACCAGCCAUUUGAUAUAAGGCUCCAGCAUCUCUAGCGCUUUGGUGUAAUGUCCCUAGAUUGCCUUUUGGGGUCAGUAAGUAUCCAACAUUAAAAUCAU